AUGGAGAUGCCAAGCUCUAGCUUGAGAUUACAGUGGUGGCUUUUCCUUGUCAACCUCAUCAUUUGUAUUAGUUCGCUUAGGUUGGAAUCUCUUUCCAGCACGCCCACUUUUGGAAAUGAAACUGAUAAGCUUGCAUUGCUCACCAUCAAGCAUUAUCUGGUUGAUGUUCCAAAUGGAGUUCUGAGUUCCUGGAAUGACUCUGCAUUUCUGCCAGUGGCAUGGGGUUACAUGCAGUCGCCGACAUCAGAGGGUCACAACGAGGGUGACAAUUAUCUAACUGGCCAAGUCCCUGAUAGCUUAGGAGUGCUCAAGGAUCUGUAUUGGUUGAACCUUGAAUUCAAUAAUUUAGGAAGGGGCAUGUCAGGCGAUUUAAAUUUUCCAUAUUCUUUGCCCAAUGUCAGCAGUUUAAGACUUAUCAAUCUACAUGCCAAUAAUUUCCGGGGCGUGUUACCCAUCUCCAUUGUUAAUCGAUCAACCCAACUGCAGAAGCUUAUCAUAGGGGGCAACAAAAUAUCUGGAAGCAUCCCAAAAGGUAUUGGAAACCUGAUCAGCUUAACUGUUUUCAGUGCAAUGCGGAAUAAUCUCACUGUGUCAUUCCCACUUCAAUUGGCAUGCAAGCUUCAGAAUUUAAGAGUAUUUGACUUAAAUUGGAACAGGCUAUCAGGUCUGCUGCCAUCCACCCUCGGCAACUCAAGUCAACUAUACUACCUUGACACGGGCUACAACAAUUUGGAAGGGAACCUUCCUACUUCUCUCAGGAACUGCCAAAAUAUGGAAAUUCUUUUCCUCGAUCACAAUAAGUUGAGUGGUAGUGUACCUGAAAAUGUCACUUGUCAUUUCAAUCAGUUGAGAUCACUCUACCUACAGCAAAACACAUUCACCGGUUCUCUUCCAACAGAUGUUGGUCAACUGAAAAACCUAAAUCAGCUGCUUGUUUCUGACAACAACUUGUCAGGGGAAAUCCCCAGGGAACUUGGCAGCUGUUCAGUAUUAGAGUACCUCGACAUGGAAAAAAACUCUUUCCAGGGAAACAUCCCUCUGUCAUUUAGCUCAUUGAGAGGUAUUCGGUUCCUAGACCUUUCAUGCAACGUCUUGCCUGGAACGAUUCCCAAAGAACUACAUCUUCUUGAGUCAGCAAAGCAUGGCAAAGGGAAGCAUCUUUCAACCAAAAUUGUUAUAGCCAUAAGCAUUACUGGUGCUUCUUGCUUGGCUUUCAUAGUGGCUUCAGUUCUCCUCUAUGGGAGAAAAACGGCUGUAAUGAAGUCUUCUUCCACCUUUUUAAGAUAUGGAUACUUGAGGGUUUCUUACAAAGAGCUCCUCAAAGCAGCUAGUGGAUUUGCUUCUUCCAACUUGAUUGGCAUGGGAAGUUUUGGUUCCAUAUACAAAGGAAUUGUAAGUUGA
Messenger RNA from Vitis vinifera (wine grape), 1401 nucleotides. RefSeq names its product putative receptor-like protein kinase At3g47110. Bases 1 to 1401 code for a protein of 466 amino acids. NCBI's taxonomy places the organism in Eukaryota, Viridiplantae, Streptophyta, Magnoliopsida, Vitales, Vitaceae. Gene Ontology annotation, molecular function: protein binding. The transcript has 3 exons. The record is from RefSeq and is a predicted model, not a curated record.